AUCCAACGAAAAGAAAAUGUCCGCGGCAGUUGAACUAUUUCGGACGUGUACCUCCCUGAACGACGUUUUUCACCGAUCACAAUGCAUUUUUGUCGAUAAAAUGAGCGAACCAGCCGCUCACGGGACGGACGGAUUCAUCACCAGGCUUCCGGACAGCAUCCUGUUGGAAAUCUUCAAGCACCUGAAUGUCCGAGAUCUGGGCAUUGCGGCUGGGGUGUGCAAGCGCUGGCACAUGCUGAGCCACGAUCCCGUGCUGCGUCUCUGCCUCGACGUCACGUUCAUCCCGCUGACCGCCAUGCGCAUCUGGUACCUGCUCCGGUCUCAGGUAGCGCCUUCUAUGCGCGAGCUGCACGUGCGGGGCUGCUUUCUGUACCGCAGCCGCUGGGGCACCCACGCGUCCUCGUUCCACAGCCUGUCGCCCUCGCUCAGCUCCUUCACGCUGCCGGAGCUCUGCCACCGUUGCCCCGCCCUCCAAGGACUCUUCCUCUCCGACAUGGCUCUGGCGCUGGACACCAACGGCGAGGUUCCCACCCUGGGCAACUUCCCGCCCACCCUGCGGAGCCUAGGCAUGAGGGGGUGCCUCUUCCAGCCGGCACCCUUCUUCUCCGAGGACCCCUCCCAGUUGGUGUCACGUCUGAGAUUUCUGGACCUCUCUUCGUGCAUCCAAGUGGAUGCCUGCGUCCUCGGACACCUUGAAGCGCGUGCGACCUCGCUACGUGCGCUGGGACUUGAACGGUGCGCUCGGAUCGACUCCGGUGGCAUGCUACGCCUUCAACGCCUCCUCGAGAACCUGGCGUGCCUCGACCUGGAGGCCACUGCCUUAGAUGACACAGGUCUCGCGCAUGUGCUGCGCCAUGCGCGGAGCCUCGAGACGCUCUUCGUCGGGAACACGUCUGCGACAGGCAGGCCGUUUUCGGCGCUUCCGCGCGGCUGGUUGACAAAACUCCGCCGACUCUGUGUCUGCAACACGGAGGUGCGCUUCGGCGAUUUGCCGGAGGUCGCGAGGGUCUCGCCGGCGUUGCGGAGGCUGAUUGCGUCUGCGGACGAGCCCGCGGAGGUGCCCCGCGAGUUUCGGGAAUCAAUGCCAAACUGCGAGGUCGUGAGGCGCGCGCUGCCACGGGACGAGACAUGCGGCCACUUCUUGGAGGCUGCGGUGAGGCGCUAUGGUUCCUGCCCCUGACGGGAGUUGGGUCCUUCAGGACGAAAAGCGGGGUCGGCGCACUCCGUUUCGCCCCAGGUCCGACUCUGGCCAGCGCUAAAAGAUCUGAUGGAGUCAGUCGAGCGGCACCAAAAGUGCGUCGUGGCGGCGCUCGUCAUCUUUGUACGUCUGCCAUCGCUGGGUAGAUCAAUUUGUGCACGAUAAACGCGUUGCGAUCCUGCGCUUUUUUUGUGCGCGAUUAGUUUAGUUGUUGAUGACUCGCAAAGACGCCAAGAGCUGCGACGAUGCACCUUUGGCUCCGCUUGAUUUGCUCAAUUGGAUUAUAGCGUUGACUGCGUUUGGACGUAUAGUGUGAAAUGGAAUGUAGGAGGAGUGGUUAAAAAAACCCCGAGACUAUGCAACCAUGUGCAAUGUACACCAGCUCGUUUGCGCCCUUACGUUUUGUUCAUUAGGAGGAGUGCUUGUCAGCACUUUUAGCUCUGCGUCUGUCAAACGUAGGAGUCGUAGGAGAACUUUUGCCCGGCCUUUUUUUUUUUUUCUUAGGAAACUCAACGACUGCGGCUGCACCAUACUCCUAUUCACUUAAGUGCGAGCGUAGCAGAAGCUACAAGAGGGAACUCUGGGCUUUCAACAUCCCUGCCAGGCAUGCGCUCGUGCUGUGUGCGUGUCGUCCAGGACAACAUGCUUUCGCGUGUCGCUUUGGCUUCGCUUGUACAGGGUGUCACAUAAGAAAAUUUACACGGUCUUUUUUUAUAACAAAAAUACACUUGGCAUCGCCGAACGCUCAGUCUCUGUCCAAAGGUAGUGCCAGAGGUUACAACCAGAUGCAAAAGUUUCAGGCCGAUCUGAUAACUUAAUCAAAAGUUAUACCUGAUUUUCUGAAAAUUUCAAUGGGAAAAUUGUGGCCGACGUAGUUUUCAAACAUAUAAGGCUUUAUGACUCCAGAAACCGAAAACGGGCAAAAAUAGGCUCCAUUUUCCCAUUGAAAUUUGCAGAAAAUCACUUAUAACUUUUGGUUAAGGUAUCGGAUCGGGCUGAAACUUUGGCUUCUGGUUGUGACCUCCAGCAAUACCUUCGGGCGGAGAAUGAGCGUUCGGCGAUGCCUAGUUUAUUUUUGUGGUAAAAAAGACUGUAAAUUUUUUUUGGUGACACCCUGUACAUGAAGUGAAACGGGCUAUAGCUUUGUUCGGCCUAGGAGAAUGCAGCUAGUAGUUGGGCACUCUAUUAGGAUGUGAAGCGUUAAAAUUAGCUGCAGACCUCGGAAUUGCGUAGCACGGCCUUGGGCACAAAAACCUUGUGCAGGUCGUCCGAUUCAGAGUUGUACAUGGGGAGAGUUUGGCCAAUCUAUGAUCUCGCCGCCUUAACGUGAGCCAGUCAGCCCGCCGUGCUGAGCGAGAGGCGUGAGCACAUGAGCAUUAACUCCAGGCCGCUCCCAGCUGAGCGGGGAGGGUCGCCAUUUCCAUUCAUUCGCCCGGUGGAAUGCAUGGGACCGACAACCAAAUUUCGGUUCUUUUCUUUUCUUUGGCAGGAUCUGGCAAGAAAAUUAUAUAGUGUUAUUCCUCGGUGGCUUAAAAAGCUAACGAAAGACGUUUCUCCAUGUUUGAAUGCAAACUUUUAUUCAGGCGGAAAAGAAAUAAGCCCGUAGCAGACGACGCAUAGCCUCAACAGUGCUCUGUGCCUACAGCGUAUUGCGUCAAAAUGGCGGUCGUCUCCUCUUUGUUCUUCUCUCACUCAUUCGGUGCUGUCCUCCCUUUCCUUCACUUUUCUCCUCUCCAGUGCCUUUGUCGAAAUACGCACUGGCCAGACUCUCGCAAUAUACCGCUCUUGUCCAGUCUUGUUGGCUUUGUUGCAUCGUGUAGUAAUGCCAUGGGAAAGCUACGUUGCUGAAAGAAACUUCCCACGGCUGAAAGGAACUUCCCAAUUACAUGGAAAUUGUAGCGUGAUUCUUAUGUUUUUGUACAUAUUUUAUUUUCUAUAAAAACGUGGCCAUAGAUAUUCACACACAUUUUAGCUUAUCAUGUUUGCUUUUGCACAGAAGAGACCGCAAGGGUCUUAAGUUAAAGCUUCCUUUGCACAACUGUCAAACAACAUGUAAAAAAUUGUUUCUUUUUUUAUAUUUUGCAGGCACGGGUUUGUCGGGACUUGUAUCUGAACACAUUCAAACCGUGUUGUAGAGGGAUGUGCCUUUAGUGUGGCUUUGUAAUGCUUCAAUUAUGCUCGUGCAGCAAACACAAUUGAAAUGUUCAUGCAUAGAUAACGUUUACAGCAUUUGAUAAAAGUGCUAAGCGUGCAGACUGGAGUUAGAAAUGUUACUAUGGAGAAUUUUGAAGGCUGAAAUAGAGAUACAAAGAUGGAGUUGUUGAUAUUGGAUAAAGGUCUUCAGUUGCUCCUAUGCCACUGGAGUUAGAGGCGCUCUGGGACGUGGCCCUUGUACAACAUUCCUGAAUAUUUAGAGGCAGUAAGUAUGUACAUCCUGCAAUUAAAGAGGGUACAAUAAUAGCCACAACACUGGUUCAUUUAUCCAUUUGUAUGUAUACACUAUCUUAUUAGUAGUAGCCUGCAAUAUUGAAGAAGCCAACAUUAUUUCUCGAAACAACAAUAUGCAUCUAGAAUAUGUUUAUCUGGGCAUGUUACAGGAUGCUGCUUUUGUCUGACUCGAAUUGCAUUUUCUCAUCACAGAGUGAAAUGCACCUCAAAUCUAGCAUUGUCUUCUCUCUCCCCGAUCCUACUCGAUGCACUGCACCGAGGAACUCAACGAAACCGACCAUGUUUGAAUAUGCUGCCGAUUUUAUAAUGUAUGUUGCAUGCACGACCGAAUGGAGUUACGUUCAUGUUUUCAAAAUACAACCUUACGAUGCAUUCAUCGU
Messenger RNA from Ixodes scapularis (black-legged tick), 4026 nucleotides. Its product is annotated as F-box/LRR-repeat protein 12. NCBI's taxonomy places the organism in Eukaryota, Metazoa, Arthropoda, Arachnida, Ixodida, Ixodidae. The record is from RefSeq and is a predicted model, not a curated record. Gene Ontology annotation, molecular function: protein binding. Gene Ontology annotation, biological process: positive regulation of protein ubiquitination; SCF-dependent proteasomal ubiquitin-dependent protein catabolic process. Gene Ontology annotation, cellular component: SCF ubiquitin ligase complex. Bases 17 to 1180 code for a protein of 387 amino acids. The transcript has 4 exons.